Pelobates fuscus (common spadefoot toad) is the source of this 2720-nucleotide messenger RNA. RefSeq names its product Bcl2 modifying factor (gene BMF). NCBI's taxonomy places the organism in Eukaryota, Metazoa, Chordata, Amphibia, Anura, Pelobatidae. The record is from RefSeq and is a predicted model, not a curated record. Bases 52 to 774 code for a protein of 240 amino acids. Gene Ontology annotation, cellular component: myosin complex. The transcript is spliced from 4 exons. Gene Ontology annotation, biological process: negative regulation of autophagy; apoptotic process; positive regulation of apoptotic process.
AGUGCUGGAUACAUUGACUGGACAAUAGGCAGUGGAUACAUUGUGUAGGAGAUGAGUGGAUGGGAGCCAGUCACUGCUCCUUCUGCCAAUCACAGCCAGUCCCUCCCCAGCCUGCUCUGCUCCCUUCAAUAUAGCUCAAUGAGAGGAACUCACAGAUACCGGGCACAGUUCUGGAACUCAGCAGGUGAGAGGGUACCUUGCUCAGCCCCUGUCUGGACCCCACGACUAACGAUGGAUCAAGAGAGCUAUCCAAAUUCAGAUGAGCUGGACGAUGACGUGUUUUACCCUGAUGACUGUGAUUUCCCGAUCCCACCUUUGACCCCACCUUCAGCAUUCACGCAGAGCCAGUCCUACACUUGUCUCCUUGGGAGGUUCCAGAUUUUCCCACUGUCUCAUUGCUGUGGACCAGGAUGUAGGAACACAGACUAUGAAGAUAAGGCCACACAGACACUUGGGCCACCAUCUGUUAGCAUUGACACCAUGUUGCCUUGCGGGGUCACAGAAUGUCCACAGAGACUUUUCUAUGGAAAUGCUGGGUUCAUAUUACAGCAUCCUACGUACUCGCUUGGAGACCAUUUGGCUUACAGGAGGCAGGAACAGAGCACAGAGCGUCGAAUUGGACGCAAACUACAAUGCAUCGGAGAUCAGUUUCACAGACAUCAUUUACAAAAGCGUCAACAGAACAGAAAUCAAGUUUGGUCGCAGAUCUUUCUAUUUUUCCGCAACCUGGUAAUACGUAACGAGAGGAACAGGCGUGACGCAAAUUGGCGGUGACAUUUCUUUAUGAGCCACUGAAGUAUAUGCAUACGUUACGUUAAGAAAAGACACGAAAACUAUCUACUGUAUCUUUCUGCUCAAAAGAUUUUCCUGUAAAUCGAACGUUAGGGUAUCGUCAGGGAAUUGUGGUCAAACACUGUUAAGUAAACUGCUUGCACAAACUUCUGUAAAUAUGUAAAAUCCAUUUAAAACCAGCAAAAAAGUAACAUGAAAGGUAACCAAAUCUACAUAGCCCUGUUACGUGCCUUAGUGGAUUGUGCAAUUUUUUUAGGGGGGGGGUCAAAAACUGUGAGAGCGAGAAUUCCCUUUCCGGGAAUAAUGUUUAACACCCUUGGUUCAAAUUGGAUUGAUUUGGUUAUUGGACGUAUUAUUUCAUGGAGAUCAUGGUUUAACUGAGUGUUGCGUAAAGUUUUUCAUUAUUUCCAGGACAGGACAAUUUAAAUACUAAGUAAAUAUAGAAAGAUAAUUGUAAGCAUUUGUUUGUCUGAUAUUGUAAUGGCACUAUUGAAAUUUUUUUGUUGAAGAGUAGCACUAUUUUAAAUACUAUAUAAAUACUGUGUGUAUCUGUUUGUAACUUUGUAAAUAUGGUGGGUUGGAGAUUAACCCUAUAUUUGUUCUAUGAAAUUGUGAAAAGGACAGCCCAAAGCAAACAGGUUAAUCUCAAAAAUAUGUAGGAUUACCCGUAAAGUUGGCCGUCUGGGUAGGCUCCAGGCUAGAGUAGACUGUGCUACCCUACAAAGCUCCAGAGGUCUAACAGUUAUCUGUGGAACCUAGAAUGUUCUGGUCAAAUGCAGAAGAUUCUCAAGUUUAUCUAGCAAAUAAGUUCUCUUACUUGGUGUACAGUGAAAGAGUGAAGGUGUGACCUAAGUUUUAUACCUGAUGGGUUUUCUGCCUUCUGUGGUAACAUCAUAUAUAGUUUAUAUAGUAAAAAAAGGCAAAUUUUUAGGGCUGGAAUUGGGAACUGAAUUAUAUGUAUGAGAAGGACACAUUGAAAGCCCAGCCUAGAAGUUCCUCGAGUUUACUCAAACCCACAUUGACCUUAGUAGAGAUGAAUUCAAAAACUUUAACCAGAGGAAGCUUGAAUCACCUACAUUUCCCUACAUUUAACAGAUCUGGGCAGGACAGGUUUAACCAUAAGGCCACGCUAGGUGGCCGCCUAGGACUCAGGUGUCCUGACUGUCAACCUUCAUAGGUCCUUGUGAGAUCCAGCAGGGUCCAUGGUGCUGAAGGGUCCAGCAGAUUUUGCUUCCCUAGCUGGGCCUAAGUGUUUUUUUUUUGUGAUCAAUUGUGGUCAUUAUCAGGAUUACAUAUUCACUAGCUAUUUGUUAAGAAUAAUGUAAAUUCACGUUAUCAUUUGCACGUCAGUAACAUUUUGAUAGAAUGUACUUGGCUUAUGAACAAACCAUUUUAAGAUGUGCAUGUAUAAACAAAUCAAAUGAGAUUAGAAGUGUUUUGCUGGGCAGAUAAGUUAGGCCAAGUGUUUUUCUUAAAGCGUUUGAACAUUUCAAGAGUGGAUAACUGAAUGUGACUCAUUUAAAACUAAAUAGGUAAAUACUCGUGAAAUUCUGUCACUAUUAACCUUUAGUUCCGAUGUCGCUGUUACAAUACUCUAGUUGAAGUCUCUAUUAUUAGAAUUGCAUUUUAAAUUAAUUAAACUUUAAAAUUAAUGCUUGAUUCUCAUUAAUCUGAAAUUAAAUGUGUGUGAUCCAUAAUACUGCUGAUUAAACCCAUGCCCAAGGAGUAGAAAUAAAAUAAUUCAGAUCAAUCCGGGGAUUUUACAUGUUCCUUUUAGGCCGAGUCCCUUCUCCAAGGAACAAAGGUAAAACUAAAAAUGGUCCAGGAAAAAGGGAAGCUAUAACCUUACUUAUAAUAAAUAGAAGUUUGUCCCGUUCCUUGUUAAUGAGUGAGAAAUUUGUUUGUGAUAAUCUUAAACACAUCAUAGA